This is a messenger RNA of Penicillium cinerascens, 1488 nucleotides long. RefSeq names its product fungal specific transcription factor domain-containing protein. Gene Ontology annotation, biological process: DNA-templated transcription. Gene Ontology annotation, molecular function: DNA binding; zinc ion binding. The record is from RefSeq and is a predicted model, not a curated record. The transcript has 3 exons. Bases 1 to 1488 code for a protein of 495 amino acids. NCBI's taxonomy places the organism in Eukaryota, Fungi, Ascomycota, Eurotiomycetes, Eurotiales, Aspergillaceae.
AUGUCUCCCUUGGCACCCCUCCAGGGACAUGCAGUACCCGAGUCCGUGGGCACCAUGCGUGACCAUUUCUCCAAAGAGCUUCUGCGAGCUGUAGGGGCCACAUCACUGCCGCCGAAGGCUCAAAUCGAUGCCUAUGCAGACUCCUACUUCCAACACCUCUACCACCGAGCUCCUAUCAUCGAUCGAGCAGAUAUAUCGACAGGCCAACCGUCAAUCAUCAUAUCCCAGACAAUGUGUGUCAUAGGCUCACUCCUUCGAUAUCCUGGUAUCCACUCGCCCCUCGAAGAGAGCGAGGCGUACUACUGCAGAGUGAAAGCCCUGUUGUACAUCAACCACGAACCAGACCAGCGAAAGGUCCUAAAGGCACUGUGCAUUCUUGCGUUCAGAAAUAUCACUCCUCCGAAAGUGGUUAGCCUGGACUGUUCAUGGCAAUGGAUCGGAAUGGCAACUCGUCUCGCUCAUCAAAUGGGAUUCCAUCGUGAGGAGACAUACUCUCAGCUUCCGAAUCCGGGGAACGCACGUCGGAUAAUGUGGUUCCUCUUUACCGAAGACAAGCUCCAAACUGCCUGUUUCGGCCGGCCCUCGCUAUUUGGAGACUCCGAGUUUAACAUUCGACCAUUGGAGCUUGAGGAUUUUGAAUUCCAGGAUAUUCAAGCCGAGCUUUAUAUCGAGUAUACAAAACUCAACGUGAUCCUCGGCAGGAUCGCUGACCGGCAUAGCCGGAAAGGAGAAAUUUCACAUGAAGAGGCAACAUCAAUCCUCCAAUCACUACAACACUGGGUCCAUAACCUCCCCACCCAACUCCAAUUAUACGCCGGCGCCAAUCGCCGCUCCUUUCGCCGCGACAUCUACGAAGUCCAUAUAAACUAUUUCGUCUGUCUAAUAGUCUUCUUCCGCCUAUUCGGCCACUGUCUCCCACCCCCAACCGCUUCAACCGCCUCAACCGCCUCCCUGGUCGCGUCGUCCUGCAUAGCCCGCCUCUACGAAGAGAUCAUGUACCGUGAUGAGAUUAAUUACCUGAUGCCGAUCAAUAAUUGGUUCCUCAUGGUCGGAUUUGCACCUCAGAUUCAGCAUAACUCGACUUGUCAUGGGAAAGAUCGUCUUUGUGGGGAGGAGUUGCCUAUUCUUACCGACGUGUUGCGGCACAUGCGGUUGAAGUGGCCGCCGGCCGGGGUUUUAUUGGAUAUUAUUGAGCGGUUGUGUAAUGUUGAAGUUGGUGGUGGGAUGUCAGACAGUGUGGAUGUGCAAGAUGUGCAAGAUGUACAGGCUACGGAAGAGGCUUGGUCAAAUCAUUUGUCUCAUGAUCUUUUGAAUGAUUUGUUUCCUUUCCCUAACGAGCUUAGUCCCAGAAUGGGACUUAUCAAGGGAGGCGGUGAUGAGCAGAGUGACCAAGUGCUGCUGGACAGGAUGGUGGAAUUUGGUGAUGAUGAUUUGGAUUGGAUUUUCAAUGAGUACCAACUUGCAUUUCUAGGUGACCCGCCUGUCUGA